GUCCAUUCCGACAAAUACCCACACGCACACGCACACGCACGAUCGAACAAAUAUCGUCUCCUGAUGGCAUGAACCAUACCAUCACACGGGGACAAGACAUCAGUCUGAUCCCCAGUCGUCCCCUAAAACAGAGAGCGGCUCGCAACACCACAACGCCAUCACACGCCACACGCAUAAACACAACAAGCAGCAUUGUCCCUCCCUCUCUCUGUGCACCACCAAGCCCGCACCCCUCCCUGCCCUGCUGUCUCUCUGUCUAAGUCUCCGACAUGUGUGUGUUGCCCGAGUGCUCGGUCACCGACCGCGGCGCGGGUGGUUUGCGCUCCAGGUCGGUGGGUGAGCUCCGGGCCGAUGUGGCGUGCGAGAGGUGUGGGUUGAGGUUGCGGAAGAAGCUGGUGGGCGUCUCGCGUGGGUAGGGGACCGACCCGAUGUUGCAGUAGGCGCUAAAGAGCCCCUCGUCGGGGGUCUGCCACUCCAACACUGCCGCGUCCAGCUCCUCCCAACGGUCCACGAAGCGGAGGUCCUGCGCGUGCACCUGACGAUGACGCCUGCACGGACAGACGACCACGCAGGGAGAGGGAUAUAGAUGGAUGGGGUGACGUAUCCCUCCCAUGUCCACUGCCGACCGACCGUCUUGGUAUGGCCUCUUUGAAGUUGACGGACGAGUGUGGCUGCGACAUGAUCUCGUCGAAGGACGUCAGGCCCUCCGGUGGGUGCAGGUACGCCAAGGGCAGACGCACAUUCGGCGGCACACCUGCACACAGACAGACAGACAGACAGAGACAUAAUAGCAACGGUUGAGACCAACGCAUGCUCACGCCCGGCGUGUGUGCCAGCCAAGCCAGUAUGCUCACAUGUGACGGCUGGCACAUCCACGUGCACAUCUGGGUUGGGGAUGUGCGGCGGAGCACACAGGGCGCACGCGUCGAUGAAGGACCAGCGACUCCUCGACGUCAUGGGAGCAGACACGUCCUCGAUGACGUCAUAGCCCUCAUGGGGGUGGCCGCCAUCUCUGGGGUGUGGAGGCGAGACGCGAGACCCUUCCUGCACACGGAGGGGCGAGCAUGGACAGAUAGUGGGGUCUGGGUGUGUCUGUGUGUAGGUUUCCUUCCACCCACUUACCUGCAGGAGUGCGUCUUUGGUCGGGUAGAGGUCCAGCUCCCAGAUGUGGCGGCCCUGCGCAACGCACACCAACGGGAGAGCAUACACACGUCCAUCACGAGUUCCAUCCAUGAAUAGAAUAGCGACAGGCAGGCAGGCAGCACAACAAAAACGAUAGAUCUGAUGGAUCAUUCCGACCGACCGACCUUUGGCCUGGGGAUGAACUUGCCGCAGAAGAGAUCCACGGCCCUCUGCUUCUCAAGGUCACUAAACACAUUCGAUAUGUACCUGAAUACACACACACACACACACACACGCCCUCUCUCUCCAGUCCACGCACACACAUCCAUCCAUCCAUCCAUCAAGCCCUCGUCUCACCUCCUGACAGCAAUCAGGGCGUUGGAUCUCGUCUGCGACUUCCACUGCCCAGGCUCGCUCUCCUCCAGCUGCGGCCGAUGCAACGCCGCACUGCCGCCAUACUGAUGGGCCAAGGGGUCGCCGAUGGAGCCCCACAAGUCCAUCAACAGAGAUAGCAGGGGGGCGGGGAGGGGGGAGAACUCUGACCCCAGAACUGCAGAAGAUUGUGAGAGAGAGGAGAGAGAGAUGGAUGGAUGGAUGGAUCGAUGUGUGUGCAGCACCUACCGUCCUCGUCUUGGUCGUGUUCCUCGGGGGAUGGGAGGCACCCCAUGGCCAUCAGCUGACGAUACAGAGCCUCUUGUGCAAUCUGAAGGCAGGCAGGCAGGACACAUUGCUCUGUACCCGAUUUGGGCGUGUGUGUGUGUGUGUGUCUGACUUACAGCGAACAUGCCGAUGUUUGUGCGGUCAAGACAAUCGAUGCAGUUGACACGAGGGACACCCUCCUGCAGUGCAGAGCAGCCAGCCACACACACCCAAUCCACACACAUAUACCCUCCCUCCCUCCAUGCCAUUCGUACAGACACACCUGCACACACAACACACCUGUGCAUAUGUGACCCUGGCGCCGUACUCGACGUGGUCGAGGAAGAAGCCGUUCAUAUCCACAAUGGCCGCAGCCCACUCAAACAGCAGCUUCAGCGCACCGUCCGUCCCGGAAUCCUUCUGCUGACCAAGCCAGUCAAACGCCAAAUACUUGACCUCUCGACACACAUGAGCAGCCGCCCCCUCACACACGCCACCGCCACCGCCGUCACCCUCUGUCGCUCCCGGAGUAGCGGCAGCAGCAGUGGCGGCCGUUUGGAACUGCGAGUUGAGGUGCCUCGGCGACUGGAAAGACGAUACGGGUGUCCUGGUGCUGAGAGUGAGGGGUGGGGAGGGGGGGAGGGGUGUGGGUGUGGGGGUGGGGCUGCUGCCGCCCGGUGAUGGAGCGACAGCUGUGGCGGCGGCGUCCUCUUGGUGCCAGAGGGACUGCACGUGGGCGAUGGCGCCCUCAAAUGCACGCGCCAGGGGCACCUCCUUGUGCGUCUCGGGAUUGUCCCGCACCAGAUUUAGCACCACGAUGGGAGAGCCAUACCUGACGGAACCGAGAUAAAAGAGAGCGAUGACGGUCCUUCCUUGUUUCGACAGGAGUGCAUUUGCUUGCAGACCGCUUGGUGAGGUCGUCGAAGUGGAGUUUGGUGCUGUUGAGGGACGGAUCGACCUCCGAAUGGAGCACCAAAUCAGGCUUGGGCGAUACCUGUAGAGACGAAAUCAGCACAUGAAGCCUUCUUUCUUUCCUUCUUCCCUCUCGCUGCAUUGGUUCGUCUGCCCACCGACCGACCGUACCGUGUUGAUAUGUCCCCAGAAGAGCGGAAUGGACCCCCUCAGCUGCACAAUGGACGCCACUCCCCGAAUGCCCCUCCCCACCCUCGCCGUGCUGGCCGCAUCCUCCACCACCAGCUGCUCGCACUCUACCUCAUUCGCCACCCUACCAGCCCCAUUCACGCCGCGCUUGAAGUAUCGCGGCCCCACGUGGAAGCGCGACCGCCGAGCAAUCAGCGUGAUGGAGAAUAGCCGCUGGCCGAUGGCGAGAAAUCGCUGCUCGACGGCGCCUUGGAUGGCAGGCAGCGCCCAGUGGGAAGCGGGGUGGGGUGAGGGGACGGGUGCCGAGGCAGCGGGUUUCAGCGCAUCGAUCAACGGCCUGAUUGGAGAAGACACAUGCACAUUCCGACCGUCGUGGAUGGAUGCGUGUGCGUGUGCAUGUGUGGGUGUUUUUCUCGCUCCACUGACCGCAGCAGGAAGGCGUUGGUCACGAACCGGCCGUUGCAAAUGUGCCCCCCGUUCCCUGAUGCAUCUCUCGGAGGCACCGUCCUCGGUGUGGGCGCACUCUUCAGCACCCUUGGCCGCAGUAUCGACCUUCUCGGACCAAGGCCAGACGCCGUGCUCACACCAGCGCUUUCGAGCAGCACGUGAGACGGCGACGGCAGAUGGCUCAGAAGAAAUGAGUGACGUGCCGGGCCGGGAAAAGGGGAAGGGGAGGCGGACGGGAGCUCGCGCCCAUGGAGGGGGGAGGGGCUGGGGAAAGGCAGUCGGCGUGCGCAACGGCUGUCUUUCCUGUCGGGUGAGAAAGACCGAGUGGAAGCAAACGUCGCCCCGAAGGAGAGAUUGCCGUCCCUGGUGUGGCGCGCCGUCUCCCCAUCUCUAUCACGAUCUCGAUCACGGUCACCCUUGCAGGCGCUGCGUCGUUUCCUCUCCCCGCGUGCGGAUGUGCGGGAGGCGACGGGCUGCGCCGUGGGGUCUAGGAGGGAGGUCUGGUCCUGCACGCACCUCGUGAGGUCCCAUGUGUAUGAGAAGAAGAAGGUGUCGAAGAGCACCUGCUGGAACAGCUGCUUGUACCGCACCUCGUCUGCACUUCGGGUGCCGCGCUCGCGACGCAGACGGGCAGCGACCUGGUGGACGAAUUGGAAAGAUGAUCAGACAGACAGGCAGACCUUCUGGUGCAUCCACACAUACCUCAGGCUUCAGGCAGCUGAUGAGGCUGACUUUGUCGACGGCGAAGACCAGCCGGCCGCCUAUGUUGGCGACGCGAUGCUUCUCGGUCACCAGCACCAGAUAAUACCCCUCCAAGAACCUGACAUCCAAUCGCAGUCGCACACAGUCUUUUCUGUCACGCCUGUCUUGCUUGUUUCUUUGCAAUGAGUCGUGUGCCCACCUGAUGAAUCCCAAGAUGCCAUCGGCACGCUGCACAGUGGCGCCCGACUUGAUGAGCCGCCCAGUGAGCUCUGCUGCCGCAUCGGCAUCAAUGGCCGCUUCUUCAAGGGCCAAGCUGAUGACGGCCUUGUCAAUUGUCAGCUUCCUGAAGCCUCCGCCCUCGUUUUGGCGUCCCAAUAGAUAGAGCCGCUCAGGCGUUUCAUAGAGGUGGAUGCUCGUGCAUAAGCUGCUUGCUUCCAUCAAUACAGUACCGAUGUAAUGAUGAUGGUCACUCCUGCAGUCUCGA
Molecule: messenger RNA, 4495 nt
Organism: Vitrella brassicaformis
Lineage: Eukaryota; Vitrellaceae
Source: the annotation of a GenBank genome assembly